AAGGAUAUAUCGCAGAAACCUGCGGCACCAGCAUCGUGGCCUGUCCUCGCAGAGUAGUCCAACGCCAUGGGGAACGAACAGUCCUCGUCCGCACGCCAGCAGCAUACGCUCAUACAUCGAACUAGCUCCAGUGGAAGCUCAGGCGACAAGAGACUGCGAUCGCCGGACCAUUAUGCAGGCCUCCCAUUCGUCGUGUGGAACGGACAGCAUCACUUUGCCGAGCCUUCCAGUUACAAGUACAACAGCAGAGGGUCUCAGGUCCAAGGGCACGUCGUGUUUGUCGACCCGAUCCGGGCAGACAAUGAACUCCGCAACGCCGAUGCCUUGGCCGGCAACAUUGCCGUCGUCGAGCGCGGGGGAAGGGUGCACUUUCCAGACAUCAUUCGCCGACUGAUAAAAGCGGGCGUCACGGGAUGCAUCUUCAUCGAGCGGGAAGCAUACUUUGGGCCCAAGAUGUUGUUUGAGGGCUUCCACUCGUCAGGGCGGCAGUCCGUGGACAUCCCCAUCGUCCGGCUGUCGAAACACCACGCCGACCAAUUCAUGGCCAAGAAGCCGUCCAAGGUCGUCAUCGAGUUCCUCCGCGGCCCAGCGGCGCUCGAGCGCUUGGAGGCCGACGACAUCCCGUUCGGCAUUUCCACGGCGUCGCGGCUCGGCGAAACCGCCAUCCUGCGCUCGUUGCUCUUGUCUGCGCAAGCCAAAUUGUCGAUCAAGGAGAUUCCGCUGUCGCAUGCGCUGUGCGAUGCGGCUGAGAACGGCCACGUGGACUGUAUUGAAGUGCUGCACACGGGUGGUGUGUCGUUGAACGAGCACAAGCCCAAUGGCACAACGCCGCUGAUGGUGGCGUGUUCCGUCGACAACAUUGAAGUGGCCCGAGCGUUGGUCAUGUUUGGAGCCAACAUUGACGCAGAAGACGUGCAUGACCACACGGCGCUGAUGAUUGCGGCGCGAGAUGGGUCGGACGCGUGCUUGAAGUACUUGAUUCGAAAGGGAGGCGGGAUCAACUUGUCGCGCAAUCGGAAACGAGGCACGACGGCCUUGCACAACGCCGCUCGCAGCGGCCACGGCGACUGUCUGGCCACGUUGAUCGACGCCAAAGCCGACUUGGACGUCCCGAGCGCCAACUCGACCACGGCGCUGAUGGAAGCGGCCCGCGCUGGGAAAUUGGGCGCCGUCAAGCAACUCGCCGACGCAGGAGCGAGCUUGACAGCAAAAGAUCGAGAUGGAAACACGGCGGAAUCGAUUGCCGCGCGCGCUGGACACCAGACAAUCGAAGACUACUUGCACGAACGCGCGGAAAAUGAAUCGGUCAAGGACCAGCGACGCCACAUCGAAGAAGCGGUGGGCACGCCAGGGUUUACCGUGUUGGACCUGAUCGGCAUGUCCGACACCAAGGACGGCGUUAGCAUUGACAUCCUCAAGCGCGAAGUGCUGCGGAACCCACGGACGGUGGCGUGGUUGGAGGAGCCGCAUGUGAUUUUCGACGUCCUGCGGCAGCUCACGGCGGCGCCACCUUGCACGAAAAUAGACCCGCUCUAUGGCGCGUACAAAGCGCAUCACUUUUGCUGCCAAGUCGCGCUCUGGUACGGCGUCCAUGUAUUUGAAAGAAACGGCCACGUCGACUUGGAAACGUGCGUCGGGUACUUCAAAGUGCUGUUCAACUUUUUGUGUCGCCCGGGCGAGCUGGACCCGGUGCUCGUGAUUCUCUUCUGCGACGUGGUCAACUGUUACGUCAACCACCGCGGCCUCGGGCCAGCCAUGGUGUACUUCUUGGGCACCGAGAGCGCGCACAUUGUGCCGUGGCUGGUGUGCCACAUUGGGCUCGACUCGAUCCGCGACUCGCUCGUGUGGCUGCUCUACUCGGAUUUGUCCAAAGCUGGCCAAGGGUAUGUGGCGCAGAGCGGCCUCUUUGGGUGCAUGCUGGACCGGCUCUAUUCUUGGCAACGCACGCUCAGCUGGGGCGUGGGCACGGCGUACCAGCGCGACUCGGUCGAGAACAUUUGCUCGCUGCUCAAGUACAUCGUGUUCCCCCCUUCCGUGUGCGACGCGGUAGUGUUUGUGGAAAACCACGACUUGUCGCUGCCCCUCAUCACGGCGCGCACGCCCCCCGGCCUGCAAAACGAGCUGCUGCGGACGCUCUUGGCGCAUUUGUGCCGCACAGACCACGCGCUCCAAGUGUUUCUGGACUUGGGGUACGCCGAACUAACCAGACAAGUGUGCGCUAGCGCCAAGUUGCCGCUCGAGGAAGGCGGGGCGCUGUCUGUGCUCAUGAUGCUCAUGAGUACGUUGGGCUACCACAAAAAGAAGCGCGACGUCGCCAGCGUCGAGGGGCUGCUCCGCGAUGUCCACUGCGACCUCACGACCGUAUUGGUGCCCCGCGUGGCGUCGAUGGUCGCGCUGUGCAAACAAGUGGUGGCCAAACCAGGCAAGACCGGCAACACGCUGCUGUGCCUCGUCACGUUCCUCAAGCGAUGUAUCUUUCUCCAGCACGGUGCGCUGAAUGCGUCGUUGGCGUCGGCAGGCUGCAUGCCGGUGCUCAUGUCGAGCUUCGAGUCGAACCCGACCAACAGCAUGCUGCACCACGAGGUCACCGACAUCAUUCGGUUCGUGCUACUGGACCCCGACCAAAAGCGGCUGCCGUCGUGUCCGCUGCUCAACAGUCUGUUUGUCUCGUCCACGAGUUUGCUGCUGUUUGUGAUGAAGUCAUAUCACGCCCGGGUGCAGUACAAGGGUCACAUGACCACGAUUGCCAACAGCAUCUUUACCUUGAUCAAGUACGUAUAUCUCAAUCAUAUCCCCCAAACAUGUGUUGACAGUGGCGGAUGUUGUAGCACGCCGAGCUACAAGGACAAGUCCGCCAUCACGUGCCAGGAACUGGUGCGGCAGUACACGCUCGGGACCCCCGAGUGGGCCGAGUUUGAAACGGUGCUGGCCAAGCAGAACGCGGUGGAAAUGACGCCGCUGGGCCAGCGCCACGCGCCACUCUGCUCUGGCUGCAUCAGCUUGAAGGAGAGCUCGUCCAAGUACGUGACGAGCACGCUCGGCCACGUCGAGCGCAUGAGCGGGUACCUCGAGACCAUCUUUUCUGGGGCGGCGACAUUCCACUGCAAAGUGAACGUCACGGACGACAGCAUCUCGGGGUUUAUGUACAAGAAGGACAAGAUUCACGACCAUAUUCCCGUGCCAGAGCCCACGCGCGUGUCGUCGUUCAUCCAGUUCCCUGUGCCCAUGCCCUUUCACGCGCUCACGUUCACGCUCACGUACGUGGGACUGUGUCGCAAAUGCGACAAGUUGUGGUACUGCGACACGUUGCACAGCGGCACGGCCAACUGGACCACGCGCAUGAAGUGGGUGAUCCCGACGUCGGUCCGGAAAUGGUACUCGUUUGGGGCGUCGGCGGGGCCCGGGGGAGGAGCCCACGGCAUCCAGUUCACGACCAAGGGGUACAAGAACUUUCUCGUGAUGACCGACACGUGGGGCCGGCAGGAGCAGUGGAUCCAUGCGAUCGAGGACGCCAUCGAGGCGUCGUUGACCAACAUCCACGUGUCGAGUGCGAAUGCGCUGGCGAUUGAGAUCGACAACGACGCGGACAACAGCACGAUCGACGCCAUGAAGAAGAACGAGACGGGCACCGACGUUGGCGAAAUGCGGAAACGUGCGCAAACCGUGGGGACGACUGGCCUUACCAAAGAGCUGGAUCUAAAGAUGUUCCAGAAGAGCAUCACGUUCGACGUCAAGACGAAACCCAUGCUCGGGAUGAUCAACCGUCUGCCGCCGCGGUUCCAAACCGAUCCGAACGAAGCCGCCGGGCCAAUGGAUACCAAGGGCAGCAUCCGGCACGUCGCGUCCCUGCCAAAUUUGGCGGCAUAUGAAAAGCAAUUAAAAAAGCAGCACUAGAUAGCGUAUGAUUUUUGUAGUCCAGUGACAUUCGAACUUGUUGGAUAAUGAUACUGUACCUACACUACUUGUGG
Aphanomyces astaci is the source of this 3968-nucleotide messenger RNA. RefSeq lists its product as hypothetical. The coding region runs from base 67 to 3894 and encodes 1275 amino acids. Gene Ontology annotation, molecular function: protein phosphatase regulator activity; protein phosphatase binding. The record is from RefSeq and is a predicted model, not a curated record. The transcript has 9 exons. Lineage: Eukaryota; Oomycota; Saprolegniomycetes; Saprolegniales; Verrucalvaceae.